Molecule: messenger RNA, 1488 nt
Organism: Dendroctonus ponderosae (mountain pine beetle)
Lineage: Eukaryota; Metazoa; Arthropoda; Insecta; Coleoptera; Curculionidae
Product: protein mono-ADP-ribosyltransferase PARP16
Exons: 5
Coding region: 153-1271 (372 amino acids)
Biological process (GO): endoplasmic reticulum unfolded protein response
Cellular component (GO): membrane; nuclear envelope; endoplasmic reticulum tubular network
Molecular function (GO): NAD+ poly-ADP-ribosyltransferase activity; kinase binding; protein serine/threonine kinase activator activity
Source: RefSeq, a predicted model, not a curated record
ACAAUCCAGCCGUGAUCUGUUAUAAACAAAAUAGAAUCAGCUGACUCCCAUCCGCACAACGAGUUCAAGUGGCCACAUAUACGAAAGAGUAAAUAAUUAUUUAGAAAAUAAUAUUUUCUGUUUAAUUACUAGUUGAAUGAUUGAAUUACUAAAUGAAGAUUGGAGAAAGAGACAACCGUCUUAAUCUAAAUGAAGGGGUUGAGACACAAACUGAAAAUCAAACGUAUACAAAUGAAAAUAAUAUUUACAUCUUUCAGGCCCAUUUACAGAAUGAAGAAAACAGUGCUUCUAAAAUAAAUAAACUUAAGGACUUAAUAAGGAAAAACCUGCCAGGAUGUGACCUCGUCUUAUGUAUCUUCAUUGCUGCCUUAAAGUCUUUCCGAGCUGAUAAGUGCUUACGUCCAUUUCCACAAUAUUUUGUAAAUGAGAAAGAUGAAAAGGACUUUGUUUCCCUGAAGAAGUCCUUUGAUAAAAUUCCUCCAUUGUCUGAGUUUUUGAGGAUUCCUGCACAAAAUAUACCCCAAGAUGUUGCAGAUCUUCUACUGUGGCUAUUUUUUGCUUCUGGAAUCCCAAUAUUAACUAAGGAUUCGGUGGAGAAUUUGCCAGUAUCGGUAUUAAAUACAAAGGCCAGUAUUAACCCAGUACCUCAACAUGUUUUUGAGGUAAAUUAUAGUCCUAAAAUAGAUGAAACAUGGAUGAAGCGAACUAGGUCUAAAACUGUUUUCUACGCGUUCCAUGGUAGCCCAGUUAUUAAUUUCUAUUCCAUUUUAAAGAUUGGACUUCAGCAGCAUUUUAGUAGUGAAAAGGAAGUUAUAUUUGGUAACGGAGUAUAUCUCUCCAAUGAAAUUUCCAUAUGUACAAAUUAUGCUCCAUUUGCGAAAACGUGGAACCACAGUACUAUAGGAACCAAACACAGUAUUAUAGCAGUAUGUGAAGUUAUUAAUGAUGAAGAGAAUGUAAAGUGCAAAGAUGAAAAUAAUAGGAAAAGAGCCCUCAAUCAAAAUAGCUAUGGAGAAAUUCCAGAAAAAUAUUUUGUCGUAACAAACAGCGAAUUAAUAAAAGUUAAAUAUUUAUUGGUAUAUGGAAAUGGUGGACCAUCGGCGGUUAAGUCAUUUGUUAAAAAACAUUUUCUGUGGAUUUUGAUAGUUUUGUAUAUUGUUAUGUUAUUAAUGAUAAAAUUGUACAAUAUGGGCUUAUGGAAAAAAUCCAUUAGAUUAGUCUACUUUUUACAAAAAUAUUGUUUAGCGUUCAAUACGUAUCUAAAUAAUUAAUUUUAUUAUCCCUAACAAGCCCUACAAUGUUGAUAAUACUUUUGAGAUAACUCGUUAAAGUAUAACAUUUUUUUCUUUAGCACUUGUGUUAUAAUUGCUACAGGGUUAUCCAUUUUAUGCUUGGGAAAGUAGAGUAAAAAACACACACAAAAUAUUCAGAUGGAGACGAAAUUUUAAUUCAAUAUAAAGAUUAAACCUUGCCAUUAUACGUGAAAAA